GCAUUCGAACUACUUAAUUCCCAUCGCCAUUCGCCCUAAUUUUCAUAUCGACAGAUUUUGGGUGUUAUGGCCUCUCAACACCAUGAAGUUAGCGAGAACGAAGGAAGUCCAGAGGGUAGCAACGACUUCUAUCCGAAUAGGAACUCAAAAGCUGACAGGUCUAGACGCAUAUGGUCGGUCCGUGAAGAAGAGAUCCUAAUGGCAACUCUAAAGGAGUUGGCAGCUAAUGGAUGGAAAUCCGACAAUGGGUUUCGCUCUGGUUACCUGGUACGCGCGAGGGAGGCGAUUAAGCGUGAAUUUCCAAAUACCAAUAUCCUCCCACACCCGCACAUCUACUCCAAAAUAACUACUUGGAAGAGGAGUUAUGGAUCACUAAAGAUGAUGCUAAACCACAGUGGCAUUGGCUUCAAUUCGGAUGGUACAUACCGAAUUGAAGCCGAUGAUGAACAGUGGGCACUUUUUUGCAAGAAAGACAGACAUGCGAAGUACAUGAGGAACAAAUCGUGGCCUCAAUACGAAGACUGGAAGGAGGUGUUUGGUCAGGACCGUGCGGAUGGUGAACGUGGUAUAGACGUGUCUGCUGCUGCGGGUACAAUAUACGGCCAACAAAAUGAAGUUCCAGUCGAUGAGCCAUUUCCCCCCACAUGACGUUUGCAGAGCUAUUUCCUGGCAAGCCAAUC
Messenger RNA from Salvia splendens (bonfire salvia), 680 nucleotides. RefSeq lists its product as uncharacterized. The transcript is spliced from 4 exons. Lineage: Eukaryota; Viridiplantae; Streptophyta; Magnoliopsida; Lamiales; Lamiaceae. Bases 67 to 648 code for a protein of 193 amino acids. The record is from RefSeq and is a predicted model, not a curated record.